AUGGAGCUAAACUCUACCUAUGAACUUCUAAAAUCAAUUUGUCAUCUUUCAGUGCUGAAUUCUCAUCCAAAUACGUCAGAAAACUCAGAAAGUGGAGACUGUGAAGAUGAUAUAGACUUAUUAAUGGCAGACGCUCCUAUUUGUGACCCAUUAUCAUUUGCUAGUAAAGAUGCUCUUUUUAUUCCAGAUUUUCAUAGGGCUUUUUCAGUCAGUUUAACCCCAAUGAUGAACCCUAUUCAUCUAACUCCUCCACCCUAAACAAGAAAAACCAUUGGGAAAAAUUCCUAUUUUUUGCACAAAUACCCACCCUCUAUGAAUGAACAAAAAUAUUUUAAUAUAAAAAUUUUUAUUAAAAAAUAAUUGAUAAUUAUUAAUGAAUUUAAGCUAAUUCUAUUUAUAAAUUUUGCAAAUUAAAUUAAUUUUACUCCUCGAUUUUUUAGAAUCGAGUUUCGAAAAAAAAAUAAUUUUACUAUAAAAUUUUUAUAUAAAAAGAAAAUUAACCCCUCUGUGAGCGACAAAAUUUAUUCUUCGUUUUGGAGGUGGGAAGUAAAAGAAAAGCUUUAUUUUACUGAAGUCGUGUAUCAGAGCACUAAAAAAAGUUAUGCUUCAUUAAUAUGCUUUACAGAUAUUGGGUUUAUUUUGUUAGUGAUUGAAAAUUCGUCCCAUAGAUGAAUGGAAAAUGUGUUUAAAAUUUUAAAUGAUUAUAUUGAAGAUGGGAUUUGUGAAGUUGUAAAUGCCCUUUAUAAGUAUAGAGAAGUACAAAUUGGGAUAUUUAAAUCAGGGAUGUUGGUUCCAUAUCGACGUUUUUAUGAAUUAGAUACUAAAUAA
Messenger RNA from Blepharisma stoltei, 828 nucleotides. Lineage: Eukaryota; Ciliophora; Heterotrichea; Heterotrichida; Blepharismidae. The record is from the annotation of a GenBank genome assembly.